Molecule: messenger RNA, 1180 nt
Organism: Cyprinus carpio (common carp)
Lineage: Eukaryota; Metazoa; Chordata; Actinopteri; Cypriniformes; Cyprinidae
Product: interleukin-12 subunit beta
Molecular function (GO): protein binding
Source: RefSeq, a predicted model, not a curated record
UACAUAUAUAAAUGUUGCUCAGGUUCAAUACUACUUCAGUGAAAGGGAAGAGGAGAGAGUCACCACAACUCAUUAAGUUAUUAAGAUGAACAAGAUUGUCUUUGUUAUUCUUCAAGCUGUCCUUCAGUUGGCAGGCAGCACUUCACUGAGGUUCAUAAAGCCAAAUGUUGUGGCUUUGGAGGUAUCAGAUCUGUCCAGCUUUGAGGUAUCGCUGCAUUGUGGAGAGCAAUAUAAAGGAGAGCAAAUUUGCUGGGAGAAGGAUGGGGAAAGCAUCUCUGAGACAGGAAACCACAUCACUGUCAUGAUAGAUGGGCUGCGUGGGGGAAACUUCACAUGUCACAGACCAAACAGAGAUCUUCUGAAUUACACACUACUACUGGUCCAUCCAGUUGAGUUUCCUAAAGGAGGAGUUCUUAUACAAUCUAGUGACACAGAAUUCAUUUCUUGCACCGCAAGAAACUAUGAUGGACAAUUUCAUUGUUCUUGGAAAUGGCAUCAGAAUCGGAAUCAAAGAGCUGUGGUAUAUUCCACAGCAAUCCGAAACUCUAGUCUCAUCAACUGCACUCUGGACUCUGAUAUAUCUGGGCUGACUUGUAUUGACCAGGAUUACUGUCCUUACUCCGAGGAAUCUAGGAGCAUCAACCUCACGCUGUUUGUCAGAAAUCUGUAUAGGCUGGAGGAGCACCACAGGACUUUCCUCAUCCGAGACAUUGUUAAGCCAGAUAAAGUUAGUAUCACCAAGAUCCAAGACGAUGUAUUUGAGUGGCAGCCCCCUGAAACGUGGAGUUUCCCCUGCAGUUUCUUUCCCCUCUCCUAUGAAGUGAAAGUGGUUCCCAACAAUCAUAGCUGUGACUACAAAGGAAGUCGUGUCGAAAAAAAUGAAACCAACGAAACACAUUACAAUGUGAAAUUCAAAAAACCAUAUACUUUCUGCAUCCGAGCGCAGGACCCGCUAACUAAAAAUAUUUGGGGUGACUGGACUCACUUUCAUCAGAGAAAACACCGGCACACCUCAGAAAAAUAAAGGUCUAAAGAGAAUACACCCGUCUGCUUGACAAUCUGCUUUCUAUUCCUGACAAUUAUUCAUAUUUAUACAUUUUGUAUUAUUAAAAUGUGCCAUGGUGAAAUUUGUGCAAUAAUUUUCCAGAUCAUUAAAAAUAUAUUGGAUGGCCUUUGAAAA